CCUCUCCCUUUAACCUCCAUCUCCCACGACACUGGGGUUCACAAACCGGAAGAGCUUCAACAAAGAGUUCGACGGGCAGGAUGUCAGGAGCUGCGUCGAGCAAGGGUAAAUCCGCCGGCACGACACCGGCUGCGGGUGCGGGUGCGGCGCGGGAAGUGAUCCAGGACUGGGCCGAUGGCGAAGGGGGAUACACGUUUGAGAGGGGAAGAAUGGAGGCGGCCGUCCGGAGCAUCUGCUUUGAUCGGCCCGCCACGUUCAAGCCGCCUGCCCCCGCUGGCACUGGUGCAGGUGCAGGUGCAGGUGCAGGUGCUGGAGCUGCUGCGAAGCCGGCAGCGGGAAGCGUCAAGCUCAACAAGGAUGAUGUCGAGUUGAUUACGAGGGACCUUUUGAUACCCAAACACGAGGCCGAAAGGGCACUGACUCAGAACGAGGGCAACUUGACAGAGGCACUCAAGAGUCUCUUGACGCCCGCUUCCUCUUAAACCGGUCCAUGACAACCUACCAGCCCGCAUGGCAACUGCGAGACAGUCCUCUCGCCGAUCGAGUGAAUGCUAUAUGAUUUACACGCAAGAAGAAAA
This is a messenger RNA of Acaromyces ingoldii, 578 nucleotides long. RefSeq lists its product as hypothetical. Lineage: Eukaryota; Fungi; Basidiomycota; Exobasidiomycetes; Exobasidiales; Cryptobasidiaceae. The transcript has 2 exons. The coding region runs from base 81 to 482 and encodes 133 amino acids. The record is from RefSeq and is a predicted model, not a curated record.